This is a messenger RNA of Homo sapiens (human), 8277 nucleotides long. It is a transcript of the gene NUP93, whose product is annotated as nucleoporin 93. The transcript is spliced from 22 exons. The record is from RefSeq and is a predicted model, not a curated record. The coding region runs from base 141 to 2600 and encodes 819 amino acids. Gene Ontology annotation, biological process: positive regulation of SMAD protein signal transduction. Gene Ontology annotation, molecular function: structural constituent of nuclear pore. Lineage: Eukaryota; Metazoa; Chordata; Mammalia; Primates; Hominidae. Gene Ontology annotation, cellular component: nuclear pore; nuclear envelope; centrosome.
AGUGUUUUUCUAAGAUGGGUGGAGAAUAAGAGGUGCAGGUUGACUGUUCUUUAAGCCUCCUAGAGUGCCACAGUGGUUUCCAUUUCCUUACCUGCUUUGAGUCUGUGGAAGGAGACAGGAAUUCUGGAUCUGCAUCUCCAAUGGAUACUGAGGGGUUUGGUGAGCUCCUUCAGCAAGCUGAACAGCUUGCUGCUGAGACUGAGGGCAUCUCAGAGCUUCCCCAUGUGGAACGGAACUUACAGGAGAUCCAGCAGGCGGGAGAGCGCCUGCGUUCCCGUACCCUAACACGCACGUCCCAGGAGACGGCAGAUGUCAAGGCGUCAGUUCUCCUCGGGUCUCGGGGACUUGACAUAUCCCACAUCUCCCAGCGAUUGGAGAGUCUGAGUGCAGCCACCACCUUUGAGCCUCUUGAGCCUGUGAAGGACACUGACAUUCAGGGCUUCCUGAAGAAUGAGAAGGACAAUGCCCUGCUGUCUGCCAUCGAAGAGUCCCGGAAGAGGACCUUCGGCAUGGCUGAGGAGUACCAUCGGGAGUCAAUGUUGGUUGAGUGGGAGCAAGUGAAACAGCGAAUUCUGCACACACUGCUGGCAUCAGGAGAAGACGCCCUUGACUUUACUCAAGAAAGCGAGCCAAGCUACAUCAGUGAUGUGGGACCCCCUGGUCGAAGCUCUCUGGAUAACAUCGAGAUGGCCUAUGCGCGGCAAAUUUAUAUCUAUAAUGAGAAAAUUGUAAAUGGACACCUGCAGCCUAACCUGGUGGACCUUUGUGCUUCCGUCGCAGAGCUCGAUGAUAAGAGCAUUUCCGACAUGUGGACCAUGGUAAAACAAAUGACAGACGUGUUGUUGACACCGGCAACGGAUGCCCUGAAGAACCGCAGCAGCGUGGAAGUGCGCAUGGAGUUUGUCAGGCAGGCCUUGGCGUACCUUGAGCAGAGUUAUAAGAAUUACACCCUUGUGACUGUCUUUGGAAAUUUGCAUCAGGCCCAGCUGGGCGGGGUGCCUGGGACUUACCAAUUGGUUCGAAGUUUCCUGAACAUUAAACUGCCAGCUCCCUUGCCUGGACUACAGGAUGGAGAGGUGGAAGGCCAUCCUGUGUGGGCGCUAAUUUACUACUGCAUGCGCUGUGGAGACCUGCUUGCCGCUUCACAGGUAGUUAAUCGAGCCCAGCACCAGCUGGGAGAGUUUAAAACCUGGUUCCAGGAGUACAUGAACAGCAAGGACAGAAGAUUGUCCCCAGCUACGGAAAACAAGCUCCGGCUGCAUUACCGUAGGGCCCUCAGGAACAAUACAGAUCCCUACAAGCGGGCCGUGUACUGUAUCAUUGGCAGAUGUGACGUCACCGACAACCAGAGUGAAGUGGCGGACAAAACUGAGGAUUACCUGUGGCUGAAGUUGAACCAAGUGUGUUUUGACGACGAUGGCACCAGCUCCCCACAAGACAGGCUCACUCUCUCACAGUUCCAGAAGCAGUUGUUGGAAGACUAUGGCGAGUCCCACUUUACGGUGAACCAGCAACCCUUCCUCUACUUCCAAGUCCUGUUCCUGACAGCGCAGUUUGAAGCAGCAGUUGCCUUUCUUUUCCGCAUGGAGCGGCUGCGCUGCCAUGCUGUCCAUGUAGCACUGGUGCUGUUUGAGCUGAAGCUGCUUUUAAAGUCCUCUGGACAGAGUGCUCAGCUCCUCAGCCACGAGCCUGGUGACCCUCCUUGCUUGCGGCGGCUGAACUUCGUGCGGCUCCUCAUGCUGUACACCCGGAAGUUUGAGUCCACGGACCCAAGGGAGGCCCUCCAGUACUUCUAUUUCCUCAGGGAUGAGAAAGAUAGUCAAGGAGAAAACAUGUUUCUGCGCUGUGUGAGUGAGCUUGUGAUUGAAAGCCGAGAGUUCGAUAUGAUUCUUGGGAAACUAGAGAAUGACGGAAGUAGAAAGCCUGGAGUCAUAGAUAAGUUUACUAGUGACACAAAGCCUAUUAUCAACAAAGUUGCUUCUGUGGCAGAAAAUAAAGGACUGUUUGAAGAGGCAGCAAAGCUGUAUGACCUUGCCAAGAAUGCUGACAAGGUACUGGAGCUGAUGAACAAACUGCUGAGCCCUGUCGUCCCCCAGAUCAGUGCCCCGCAAUCCAACAAGGAGAGGCUGAAGAACAUGGCACUCUCCAUUGCCGAACGGUAUAGGGCUCAAGGAAUAAGCGCAAAUAAAUUUGUGGACUCCACGUUCUAUCUUCUUUUGGACUUGAUCACCUUUUUUGACGAGUAUCAUAGUGGUCAUAUUGAUAGAGCUUUUGAUAUCAUUGAGCGCUUGAAGCUGGUGCCCCUGAAUCAGGAAAGUGUGGAAGAGAGAGUGGCUGCCUUCAGAAAUUUCAGUGAUGAAAUCAGGCACAACCUCUCAGAAGUGCUUCUUGCCACCAUGAACAUCUUGUUCACACAGUUUAAGAGGCUCAAGGGGACAAGUCCAUCCUCGUCAUCCAGGCCCCAGCGAGUCAUCGAGGACCGCGACUCUCAACUCCGAAGUCAAGCCCGCACUCUGAUUACCUUUGCUGGAAUGAUACCAUACCGAACGUCUGGGGACACCAAUGCGAGGCUGGUGCAGAUGGAGGUCCUCAUGAAUUAAGUGCCAUGCUUUGUGGGAGUCUGGGUCGGCACACUGUCAGUACAUCAGGCACAUGGGCCCACUAGGCUGGGGUUUCUGGUUUUGUUUCUGUUGUGUUUUGUUUUGGUUUCUGUAUUAUGUAUUUUUGUCAACGCCAAUAAAUUUCUUUGAUUUGUAUUUCUUUUCAACAUUCUUUUAUUUUCUUUUUUUUUUUCUUUGAAAUUUUGUUUACAUUUUUAUUUGUGUAAUGGGAAAUACCGUCACUAGCUCUUGGGCCAGGGAAUGAGAGGCUAUGUAGAUAUUCAUUAUUUGGUUAAAUUGACCUUAAUUAAUUAAAAAUCUACCCAAAAUGAGCCAGGAAACAAAGCCUUUGGGAGUUACUUUUAUUUAGAUAUAAUAUUCCAUAUAGCAGAGUCACGAUUCAUUUUCACAUUUUUAUUUGAAUGUGAAAGUCAACCUCAGCCUUAGAAGAUGUAAGAUUUGUGUGUGAAAUAUCAAGCACUCCAUGUCCUCCUCUAGAGAGUGUGACUUAAGUCCAGAUGGUCCAAGACCAUCCCCCAAAUCAUCAGCUCUGAUUGCAGGAUUCAUCAGUUUGCCGUUCUGUUGCAAUCCCAGUGGAGAUAAAAGCAUAGACCUAGAAAAAGCCUUAAGAAGGAAGGUUGCAAGUGCCCCCAGCUUGCACUUGAGGAAGGGGUAAACCUUGCCACUGCACUCCUCUGUAGCUGCUCCACUGUGAGUUGACUGCUCGGCCUUGUACACACCCCUCCUAGAAAGACGUUUAAGCCCCUAUUUCCCUUCUCUGGUGGUCAGUUCCUCUGCUCAGACGACCCCCUUCCCCACUCAUUAAGGUAAUUGGCCAGGCAGGCUCAUGGGUCACGUGCUGAGUCUGCAAUGUACAGAAUCCAGACCACCACAUGGCAUCAGCACCAUGGGUGUUUGCUCCCUGAGCAGUAGUUGUCACCCAUCAUUUGCUCUGUUUCCCCCACCAUCAGUCCCAAAGCCCUAGACUAAACCAGAGAGCAAAUUAGGUCGUGUUUGUUCCUGAAUGGGCCAACUGGAGCCUUGAGACAGUGGGCAGUGGUCUGCUCUGCUGGUUUGAUGGACGGCUCCCUGAGGUAGACUCUUUCCCAGCAGAAUGUUAAGAUCCCCAAAGGGUCCCCAAAGGUGCCUUUGCUUGUAGGGAGAAGUUUCUGUCUUGUCACAGGGUGUGGUCAUCCCCACUGUCUCCCAGUUGUUAAAAUAAUUGUUACCUUUUCUUUUGGGAAGAAAUAAUCUGUAGAUAAUGGAACCAACUGCUGCUUAUCGGUAGGAUUCCAUGUUCCAGGAAGGAUGCGGCCUGAGGGUCAGUGGAGCUGUGUUCUGCCUUCCUCCUCUAGUCCCAUCUUGUCACCCUGGAGGACUGUCUUCAAUUGAGCUUUACUAGAAAGUCUUGAAACAUGAGCCCUGCAGAGGCCUUGAUUUAGCAAGUUGUGCCCUGCUUAUAUGUGCUGAUUUAAGCUAAUCAAAUGAUUUAAUAGUGCUUUUUAAAAAAGAGUACUCCUGGCCGGGUGGGGUGGCUCACACCUGUAAUCCUAGCACUUUGGGAGGCCAAGGCAGGUGAUCACCUGAGAUCAGGAGUUCAAGACCAGCCUGGCCAACAUUGUGACACCCCGUCUAUACUAAAAAUACAAAAAUUAGCCGGGCAUGGUGGCAGGCACCUGUAAUCCCAGCUACACAGGAAGCUGAGACAGAAUUGCUUGAACCCGGGAGGCGAAGGUUGCAGUGAUCUGAGAUCAUGCCACUGCACUCCAGCCUGGGUGAAAGAGCGAUACUCCGUCUCAAAAAAAUAAAGAGUACUCUGGCCGAGUGCAGUGGCUCACGCCUGUAACCCCAGCACUUUGGGAGGCCAAGGCAGGCAGUUCGCUUGAGGUAAGGGGUUUGAGACCAGUCUGGCCAACAUGGGGAAACCCCGUUUCUACUAAAAAUACAAAAAUCAGCUGGGCAUGGUGGCAGGCGCCUGUAAUCCCAGCUACUCGGGAGGCUGAGGCAGGAGAAUCACUUGAACCCAAGAGGCGGAGGUUGCAGUGAGCCGAGCUUAUGCCACUGCACUCCAGCCUAGGCGAUGGAGUGAGGCUCUGAUUCAAAAAUAAAAAUAAGAGUACUCUGUGGACUUUUCAUAAAGUGCAACUUAGUGCUUUGUUUUUCUAAUACUAGAUUUUACUUGCAGAUAGAAAUAUAACAAUGCCACAAAUGAGAAGGCUCAAGUUGUUUAAAUACAUGUUUGCUCCUGGCUUACCUCUUCUUCACUAUCCCAUGAGAAUCGUGGAUUUGCCUUUCCUUGCAUCCUGCAGUUCUACUUGUCUCAGAGAGAACUGCACACCAGCCCUGCAUCCAGGGGAUGAGGUUCUUUGACCUGUAGAUGGGUCCUAAAAUGAGAAGGGAGAGAAGCAGCCAGACCUUGAGCUGCUCUGCUAGGGGAGCUGUGAGUUGGGAGAAAAGUGGUCACUGGUUGGCAGUUAAGGACUUGCUGAGAGAGACAUUUGUAGGAGAAAGAAGAUAAGUAGGUUCAUACCAGAAGGGCCAGGACUCGGAUGGAGCAAAUCCCAGUUCUUGUCCUACAAGCUGAUUGUGCGAUUGAGCACAGGCCUCUGGAAUUGUGCAGAGAUGAGAAACAGGCUGAAUUUGCAAGGCCACAACAUCAGGUUGUCAUGUACCCAUCAUUACAGCUUAUGCCCAGAAGUCCUGACCCUGUGACAGGUUAUUAUCUUAAAAACUCAUCUUCAGCCCACUUUUUCAGAGAACUAACUCUUUCCUUAGAUGUUGGGCCAGGAUUUCACUAUUUACCCAGAGAAACUAAGAGAAAGUGGCACUAGGCGUCUUGUCUUCCAGAUGUGAGAUUUCGAUCUUUCUAAUGAAAUUGGGGGCACUUUGAGACUGUCAGGGUUUGUUCCUGUCUCAGAAUGGCUCAUAAUAAACUCACUGAAACACUCAAAGGAAAGUACUGACUUGAUCUGGAUCCUUUUCAGAGGCCUGGAGAUUUAAUUUCACAGAUUCUCUUCUUUUGGCUCAACAACAACAGCAACAAAAAACUCUUUGACUCCCCAACUUCAGAGGGAAAACUGAAGCGAAACUGGUGAGCUCUGCCACGGCAGAUGCCUUCCUUUUUCACUCACGAGCUGGGCGGGCUCAUCAAAGAGCAGGAAGUGCCCAUUUUACACUGGGGCCAGGAUGCAGACCCAGCUCCUGUCCUCCGCGAACUUACAGUCUAAUUAGAGCCUCUUAAGGACAAUUUGGCAGCCACUGUUAACUCUUGAUGCAUCAUUUAAAUCCUAGAACAGGCAGCUUUAAAGCAAAGAACUACAGACUUUUCCGCAGUGUCCAGCAUUUGCUGACCAAAAAAAACCUGAGGGUGAUUUUUCUCUCUUUGAAUUUUUACCCUUGCCUGCACCUAGCCAGAACCCUUAAUACUAAAUUUGCAGUUAUAUGCAGCUCUGCCAACGCCUUCCUGCUUUAGACUGGAUCUCUACUAUCCUUUUUCUCUACUAGGCACCAGAACCUUUGUCUAGUUCAUUAGGUGGUUCACAUCACUUGCCAAAUUUCCAGCAUGCCACUCAGGAAGUGACUUGAGCAUGCUGAAUGCUGAGUCAGAAAAUGAACCCCUGGGCUGGCGGGUUGACCCAGGCCUGACAAAGUCUUGGCAGUCCCCACACUGACUGCGAACUCUCCCUUAGCCUCAGUCAGCUGGGAAAGGAAUUGAGCCCUGUGUCAGCAAAUUGGGAGAAAGUGUUACAUAUAAAAUUCUUGAUGGAAAUGUGUGUUUUAUAUCAGAAUUGAGCUUUUGUUCCUGCAUCUCAGAAAUACCAGGAAGAAGUCAGCAUCUCAUUAAACAGGAGUUGUCUAAACUGUGGAAGAAAAUAUCCCCCAUUCUUUAUCCUACGCUGAAUCCACAAGUCUUCCCAUCUUCCACCAUCUUCUGACAGUUCCAUAAUAUAUUGGUAUCCCUCACAGGGCAGGGACAGGAAGGAAAUAAAUCUUUCUGCCACUUGUUUCCAACCGAAAAGGAAAAAAGUUAAAAAUUACUAAAGUGUUCUGAAAAGAGAUUUCAAGUGGUCUGUGCUGCUUUUUUGCCUUGUUACGCACAUAACUUGUGACUGGCUAGAUAGGCCACGUGUAUUUAUCAGCCAAGAUUCCAUUGCAGCAGAUGAUUUCAAAACCUCUUUGUGUGCUGGGCCGUGCUAGGUAGCUGGAAUAUCUGAGGUAAAUUAAGCACUGAUUUGUUCCCAGAGUUGUGCAUAAUUCUUUAAAAGUAGGCUCGUUUUUUUCGUUUUUUUGUCCAGGAUCACCUAAGUGAAGUACUCGUGGUUCUAAGUUGCUAACCCAGGGAAAGAGGAUAUUUUCCUGUCCUAACCUUGGUUUUUGAAAUAUGCUUCUCCUGUGUGCCCUCUCUGGGGUAUCUGGCCCACAGUAGAUUGCUCAGCAGAUAUUUGAAUGAGCAGAUGCUUUGCUUUGUCCUCCUGUGCCAGGCUCCUCCCCACAUCCUCUGGAUCAGCUCCACGUGCCUAGAUUCAGACUCCGUGAUUCACCGUGGGGGCCCUUAAUAGGCAUUCAGUCUGAAAGAAGGUGGAGGAGAAUAAUGUCUCCCAGGAUCAAAUGAGACUCAGGGCUGUUCCUUCAAAGACAGAAACUUGCAGAGCUGCACAGCAGCAGGGAAACAUUGAGAAGGGGGUGGAAAUUUGAUGUACUGUGAAUAAUGAAGGCCGGAUCUUUAAAAAGAAAAAGGGACGGGGUGCUGGCAGAAACCCAGCUCUGCGCUAGCACAAUCUGUACACCUGGCUGCCUUUGCCCUUGAGCUUCUAUUUCUUGGGGAUGGGGAGGGCAAAAAAGUUUGCCCCAGACACUGGCUUCUGUUUGAACAGGAAGUGGGGAGUCAGUGAUCCCAGAGGGGACUUCAGCAUCAGGACAUAUGCUUUGGUGGCCUCAGCAGACCUGGCCUAGGCAGGCUUUCAGGUGGCACCCAGGGGCUUUAUGGCCUGCAGGUAAGGCCCCUUCAUCCGGGUCAGACUUAGCAAAUAAAAAUAUAGGACACUCAAUUAAGUUUGCAUUUUGGAUAAACAGUGAAGAAGUUCCUAGUGUAAGUAUGUCCCAGUUCUAUGUGGCUGCCCUACCUGGGCUUGCCUCUGCUGGUACUAGCUGCCCAGAGACCUUCAGGCCUGCCACGGGCUGCCGGGAGCUCUCUAGUGGAAUUGGAUUACCCUGAUUUUGUGCAUUGUUUGUGCUUUUGUGGGCAUCGGAAAUGACUGAGAUACGCAGUUUUGAAGAGCUAGGCAGGCAGCUGAGCGGGAUAAUGUGGGCCCCAGUUGACCUCAGUGGCUGUCAUCUACUGUGUUUUUCAACCAGGAAUUUCAAAUACUGUGUAUUUUAGAAAGAAAGGAAAGAGCCAAAGUACAGCCUUUUCUCACUUGAUCAGUAACUUGUGUUAGAAACUCAGUGGGGGAGAAUUCUUUGCGUUUUUCAGUUGACUGAUUAUUUUCCUUUUUUUCUUUUUUGCUUUUCUCGAGUCACUCUGUGUGGUGCUUGUGGGAGAAGGGAGAGGGUGGGAGAGCGUUGGUGGAUGUGUUCUGCAUGUUCCUUUCUGUACAGUAACUUCUGCAUUUACUCUGUUUAGGAUGGUUCCUUCACCACUAUCCCUGUCUGUAGCCAGUAAAUUUCUGGAAUAUUC